This is a messenger RNA of Penicillium arizonense, 621 nucleotides long. RefSeq names its product flavin-linked sulfhydryl oxidase ERV2. The record is from RefSeq and is a predicted model, not a curated record. NCBI's taxonomy places the organism in Eukaryota, Fungi, Ascomycota, Eurotiomycetes, Eurotiales, Aspergillaceae. The coding region runs from base 1 to 621 and encodes 206 amino acids. The transcript is spliced from 4 exons. Gene Ontology annotation, molecular function: flavin-dependent sulfhydryl oxidase activity; flavin adenine dinucleotide binding. Gene Ontology annotation, cellular component: mitochondrion.
AUGGCAAGUCGGCAAAUCACACGGCGCAUUAUCAGCAGCGCAGCGAUCGCACUAUGUCUUGUCUUCUUCCUCUUCAUUCGACCGCAAGGGCCACCUAGCCCCGCCAUCCGCGCCCCCGGCCACAUCGACCAUUCCGCACCCGUGACCGCGCCGGGCAUAAGCAUCCAAGAUAGCACAUUGAAGGGCGCGGUGGUGAUGCCCAAGCUGGGCAACGAGACUGUUAAGGCUGAAUUGGGUCGUGCGACAUGGAAGUACUUCCACACGGUAAUGGCGCGAUACCCCGAAACGCCCACGGAAGACCAGCAGGAGGCGCUGCGCUCCGGAGAAUGUGCAUCGCAUUUCCAGCAACAUCUCAGCAAAUAUCCCCCUCAGGUCUCCUCCCGCAAUGCAGCUGCGGGCUGGGCAUGCUUCAUCCAUAAUGAGGUCAAUGCGAUGCUCGAUAAGCCCGAGUUCGAUUGCGCCAAUCUGGGUGAAUUUUAUGACUGUGGGUGUAAUGGGGAUGAAGAGGGUGGGAAGGGCAAGCAAGGAUCUGCUACUUCACGGUCUGAUGCCGGGAAGGAUGGCACGAGGCAUGAUGGGCCCGCUGUGGAGAUUUCCAAGGAAGAGACUACCCGCGGUUGA